UUACAACCCAGUCCGUCUUUGUUCUCAAUUUCCAUUGUCGCAAUUGCACCGCGUUUUGUCCAAAUAAAGUCUAAAAUAUUGUUGCCGUUAAAAUGCCUCCGUCGCAAAGAAGGCGCCGUCCCGUCGAGGACGACGAAUCCGAAGAAGACGCCCGCCCUCCACAGCGUCGCCAUCGUGUAGAUUCGGACGCAGAGCCUGAAGAAGAAGCAAGUGACGACGAUACGGAUAUGGACGCCCACCCUGGUCAAAGUGCCGACGACCAACUGGCCAAGAAAUUGAUCCGAUAUGCGAUUUCUUGCGAGUACUCGAGAACAGUAAUACGGCGAGAUGGAAUUAAAGAGCGAGUUCUUGGAAAUCAAGGGCGAGCAUUUAAGCGCAUCUUCGCGGUGGCGCAAAUACAGCUAAAGGAAGUCUGGGGUAUGGAACUUCGGGAACUGCCGGUCAGGGAGAAAAUGACCUUGCAAGAGAAACGCCAAGCGAUGAAGAGCAAUUCACAACCGAAGAUAGGAUCAGGCGCCUACAUCCUCUCCUCAACAUUGCCAAGCGCCUACCGAACAGCAACUAUUCUGACCCCUUCCAAAACCCCGAGCUCAGACGACGAGGCAACCUACACAGCCUUCUACACCAUGGUCAUAUCUAUGAUUUGGCUCAACAGCGGCGAGCUGAGCGACCAGAAGCUGAAGCGAUACCUCACACGACUGAACGCGGACCAGAACGUCUCAAUGGAUAAGACGGAUAUUGUUCUCAAGAAAAUGGAGAGACAAGGCUACGUGAUCAAGAAGAUAGACAGGCCACCUGUGGGCCAGGAUGGCGACCAAACAGUCAGCUGGCAUGUUGGACCCCGUGCCAAAGAAGAGGUCGGCUUGGAUGGUGUUAUGGGCAUGGUUCGGGAAGUGUAUGGAGAGUGGAAUCCCGAUCUCGAGAGUAAGCUUCGCUCUAGCUUGAACAUCAAGGAGCGGACGGCCGAUGGGGAUGAGGAAGUCGCGGAAGGGGACGUGAGUCGAAGGCAGACGAUGGAUGUCGAGGAAUGACAACGAGUAAUACCUAUGAUACCCAAAAACGUAUUCAAAAGGUCCGCAACACCAGGACAGCAGCACAACAAUGUUAAGCAAGCAUCUUAUUUGGUACCGUAUUUGUUCCCUUCCGCAGGGGUAUCUUUCCUAGAACGCC
Molecule: messenger RNA, 1170 nt
Organism: Ilyonectria robusta
Lineage: Eukaryota; Fungi; Ascomycota; Sordariomycetes; Hypocreales; Nectriaceae
Product: MAGE family-domain-containing protein
Exons: 4
Coding region: 93-1031 (312 amino acids)
Biological process (GO): DNA repair
Cellular component (GO): nucleus
Source: RefSeq, a predicted model, not a curated record